AUGUCGGAUUUGUUGAACAAAUACAGAGAGUCAAGAGCGAGUAAUGGGGUUUUAAGAUCAAGUCCGGCGAGGAGAGUUUCUUCACUAUAUCCAAAAUUAUCAUCAUUGGACAGAGACACUUCAGAUUAUUUAGAUCAUGAUCAUUAUAGAAGAACUUCAAGAUUAAGAAGUGAAGAACAUGAAAAUGAUAGAUCAUAUAGACCAACCACAACUUCAUCAAUAGCUGACAAAUACAAUUUUACAUCUCAACCAAGAAGAAGGACAACAUCAACAACAAACCCACAAGAAAGUUUUGCGACUAGAAAAAGGAGAUAUGAUUUAGAUGAUACUAAUAGUAAAACGACAGAGAGGAUUAGCGGUAAAUAUUUGGGGUCACCGAUAAGAUCAAUAAAUAAUACAAUACGAAGACGAGAUCCGUCAUAUACAAGAAGCUCAGUAAUUUCAGAUAAUUAUAGGAUAUCCAAACCAUCAACACCUUCACAUGGAAAUGGAUUUUUAUCAAAACUUGUUAAUUUCUUUACAGCUAAUGGAGACGAAGAAGAUCAAGCAGAAAGUUCAGAAUAUUUUUUAAAAUCACCGAAAAAAGUAUCAUUUGAUAAGAAAUUUGAUUUUGAUGAAGUUGAUGAAGUGAUUAAUAGAGGGAAAUUGAGAGAAAAGGAAGAAGAAUUGGAGAAAUAUAGAAUACUACAACGUGAUCAUCAAAAAUUAUUAACACAAUUGGAAAAUGAAAAUUACGAAAAAAAGAAAUUGAAUUCAGAAUUACAAAACCUUAAAAUUAAAAAUGAUGUUCUUGAAAAUGAUUUAUUUAAUAAAAAUGUUGAAAUAGAUCAAUUAGUUAAUAAGCAUAGACAAGAAUUAGAAAGAUUAAAUAAUGGAUUCGAAUUGGAAUAUAAAAAAUUACAAACACUAUAUAAUAAAAACUUGAAAGAAUUAGAAUCAACUAUUGAAAAAAACAACCAUCAACACGAACAAACAUCUAAUACUCAAAGACAAGAAAUUACAAAAUUAGAAAAUAAAAUACAUGAAUUGGAUGAAAAAUUAUUUGAUACAAAUUUUGAAUUAAAACAACAAACAAAAGAAUUAAAUUCACAAAUAUCAAGAAAUAAUUCAAUUCAAAUAGAAAUGUCAUUAAAAGAUCGUUUUAAAUCUUCAAAAGAAGAAGAAAUAAAUAAUUAUUAUUUAAAUUCAUCAAAAAUUGAUCAAGAAAUUAGAAAAUUACAAAAUAAAAUUGGAAAUAAUAAUGAUUUUCCUACUCAAUCAACAAUUUUUCAAAAAACUGAAAAUAAUAUAGAACAAAAUUUAAAAAUUUUAAAUGAAAUGAUUCAACAUUUAAAUUUUAAUCAAUUAGAUAAAUGUGAAAAUUAUUAUGAUAAAGCUUAUGAAUUUAUAAAUUCAAAUACUAAAGAAUUAGAAGACAUUAUAAAAAGUUUAAAACAAUCUUCAAAUCCAGAUUUAGAAUCAAUAUUAAUUGAAUAUUUAAAUUUAAAAAAAUUAAAUGAAUUAAAUUAUCAUCUAAGUGAUGUAAAAGAAUUAAUUAAUGAUUGUAAAAUAUUGAGAGAUUUUGUAAAAGAUUAUGAUUUAGAUACGGUAGAUUUAGCUGAGAUAUAUUGUAAAAUUAAAAGUGAAACACUAUAA
This is a messenger RNA of Lodderomyces pseudojiufengensis, 1635 nucleotides long. RefSeq lists its product as uncharacterized. NCBI's taxonomy places the organism in Eukaryota, Fungi, Ascomycota, Pichiomycetes, Serinales, Debaryomycetaceae. The record is from RefSeq and is a predicted model, not a curated record. The coding region runs from base 1 to 1635 and encodes 544 amino acids. The transcript has a single exon.